AUGCGCAGAGGACGGAUACUUCUAUAUGAACACCUUGUUAAACAUGGAAUCGCUUCGGAUGGAGAAUGUUAUUAUGUUUGUGCUGGAGAUCACCUUGAAUCAUGUGGGAGUUUAGAUUUUAUCGCCAUCUACCAAGUUGGCCUAGGUGUUUGUGAAGACCCUGGUACCCCUAAUAAUGGAUUCAGAUUCAAUGAAAUCGGCUCUCUGCGCUACGGCAGCAAGAUAUACUUUAACUGCUCCGACGGGUACACACUAGAAGGCCCUGACGUUAUCCAAUGCGUGCAGAUAUACGGUCGCAGAGAAGAUGUUGGCAUUGGCAACAUCACCCAUGCCGUUAUGUGGAACCAUGUUCUCCCAAAGUGUACAGGAUUCAGUUCGACUACACCCUCUUCUGCGACUACCAAGGGCGGAGGGCAAGCUAACCCAGUGACAUUCAUUCAGACAACUGACCAAGGGCAGCAUAGUGGAUCCAGUUCGUCUACACCCUCUUAUGUGACUUCCAAGGGCGAAGGGCUCACUAACCGAAUGGUAGUUAUUGAGACAGCUGGCACAGAGCAGCAGGGUGGUAAAUAA
Strongylocentrotus purpuratus (purple sea urchin) is the source of this 573-nucleotide messenger RNA. RefSeq names its product sushi domain-containing protein 4-like. The transcript has 5 exons. The record is from RefSeq and is a predicted model, not a curated record. Lineage: Eukaryota; Metazoa; Echinodermata; Echinoidea; Camarodonta; Strongylocentrotidae. Bases 1 to 573 code for a protein of 190 amino acids.